Gigantopelta aegis is the source of this 1145-nucleotide messenger RNA. RefSeq lists its product as uncharacterized. The record is from RefSeq and is a predicted model, not a curated record. Gene Ontology annotation, molecular function: RNA binding. The transcript is spliced from 4 exons. NCBI's taxonomy places the organism in Eukaryota, Metazoa, Mollusca, Gastropoda, Neomphalida, Peltospiridae. Bases 300 to 1106 code for a protein of 268 amino acids.
CAACUAUGUAAACGGAAACAAAAGUCAAAUGGAAAUAUCUAACGUGUUCUGGUAUUUUAUUUGUAUAGAUCUUACAUUUAUGUGUUCAUCCAUAUUGCCAAUGGAUAGACUUUAACCAUCUUCAUAUCCGGUAUGGACACAGAGCUUCAUCACAGUUACCAAGGAAAAGCAGUUGGCAUGUCAUGGCUAUACUGAAAGAGAAGAAACCAACACAUAUAUACACCCAACAGCUUAAUUCUCCAAGACCAUGGUGCAACCACACCGUGCAAUUCCUGUGUUAAACUACCAAUGAUCUCAUCAUGUCAUCACAGUUUCCCGAAAACACAAGCCUCUUUAUCGGAGGUCUUAAGUCUAUUGGAAGUGGUAAGAUGAAGCGCCAUCUCAUUUACAUGUUCAGACAAAUUGGACUGAUAGUGAAAAAGAGUCAGAUUUUUGUCGUGGAUAAAAACACGAAAUAUGUUUUCGCAUUCGUGAAUCUCGAAGACGAGGAAGCCGUCCGCUUGGCCCUCCAUCACCUGCAGAUGCCGGAACACCGGAGUGGCGUGCCCUUUGACUUCAGUCUCAUCACCGAACAAAGCAAGGUGCUGAAAUUCGAUCGCAGAAAACAUGUGAAGAAGACCGAAGCCCGUAAAGAAAUGAGUGACGAAAGCUCCGGCGAGGAAGAGAGCGAGAGCGAGGAGGGAUUCCUGGGUCCUCUGUUCACUCAGAAAUUCUACCACCUCGGAGAGAGGCUUGGAAAUGAAACGCGCAACGCUGAAUUUAAAGAGGGCGGGUUUAUGGUGGGCGACAAGAAGCAUGUUAUUAUGAACACUAUUGGAAAGUACGUGUGCAGCUUCCUGAACAGCGACGGGGGAACUCUCUUUAUUGGAGUUAACAAUCACGGUUGUGUUGUCGGGGUCUCUUGCAACCAGCAACAUGAAGAUCGAUAUCGACUCCAAAUUGACGAUGCCAUAAAGAAAGUUCACCCCCCGCUCUUUCCAACUAACUACACAGUGGACUUUGUCCAAAUCAGAGAUGAUGAUGACCAAGUUUUAGGUAAGGGCAGUUCCCAAAAUGACCAAGUGAGGAUGGGUGGACACUGUUUCUAUACCAUUAAAAUCAAAUAAAAAAUCACUCGCUUGAUGCACGGUCAGUCUAGGGUCAAU